Histoplasma mississippiense is the source of this 441-nucleotide messenger RNA. Its product is annotated as rhomboid protein 2. Bases 1 to 441 code for a protein of 146 amino acids. The record is from RefSeq and is a predicted model, not a curated record. The transcript is spliced from 4 exons. Lineage: Eukaryota; Fungi; Ascomycota; Eurotiomycetes; Onygenales; Ajellomycetaceae.
AUGGCACCCUUACAUCCGUCGCGUUAUUCAUCGGACGUUCCACUGUCAACAUUGCCAGCGGGCCUAUACUUGGUCUUUGAAAAGGUCAUUUUAAGGGGUAACACUACUGCCUUGGGCUCUAGAAUUCCAACGUGGACGACGCCAUUACUUUUAAUAAUUUUGGUGUUUGCACUAAUCCCCAAUACCAGCCUCCUGGGCCACUUAUCUGGUCUCGCUGUUGGCUAUAUUUUUGGACUAGGAUACCUGAAGUUUCUCGUUCCGCCCGAGAAAAUCCUUCGCUGGAUCGAAAGGAAACUAAACCUUCUCGCAAGAUUACCUCACUACGUCUCGGUCGAUCAAAAAACCUAUGGAAGAUACGGAAUCUUAUCCUCCAGGGAGUUUGAUCAGGAAUCGGGGGCAAUAAACCUUCCACUGGGCUCUACCCAACGUCUAGGCCCAUAA